AUGGGAAUUAUUGACGGACCUUGUCCGUUAGAACAACUUUUCAGUAAAAAUGACGAAUAUUCCACAGAGUCUUCGACACAACAGUCCAAAACAGAGAAAUUAGUAUAUGAUUUGUUUAAAACCGUAAAAGAGAAAAACUCACUAAAAACGAUAAGGCUUAACAGAAAUUCUCACAUUAAAUACGUUACGGAUGGUCUCAAAGGCUUACAUAGACAUUGGGUAGUAUUAGAUGCUAACAAACCUUGGUUAUGCUAUUGGAUGCUUCAUGUUCUCGAUUUGCUUGGCCAUGAUAUUACUCAAGAACUUAUAAGCAGAGGUGUAACAACCAUCUCUAAAUUACAGAAUGUUACUGGAGGAUUUGGUGGUGGUCCAGGCCAGAUAUCUCAUGCUGCUGUAACUUAUGCUGCGGUAAAUACUAUAGCAAUUUUAGGAACUAAAGAGGCAUACGAUUUAAUUGAUAGAGAAAAUCUUUAUAAAUGGUUUAUGAAAUUAAAACAACCUGAUGGUUCAUUUAUUAUGCAUGAAGGUGGUGAAGUUGAUAUCCGAUGCCAGGCUUUUGAUGGGGGAAUUGGUGGCGAACCAGGCCUUGAAGCGCAUGGCGGAUACGCGUUUUGUGGUCUUGCUGCGAUGGAAAUACUUGGUAAAACUGAUUUGUUAGACAUUCCAUCGCUUUUUCGUUGGGCUUCUUCUCUUCAAAUGAAGCUUGAAGGUGGUUUCCAAGGUCGACCAAAUAAAUUAGUAGAUGGUUGUUAUUCGUUUUGGGUUGGUGCUUUAUUUCCUGUUUUGGAAGCUAUCAUGACACGGCAACAGCUAAAAAAAAAUGAUGCAAAUUGUAAAGAGCUUGAUGAAUAUAUUGCUCAACCUUUAUUCGAUAGAGAAGCACUUCAAGAAUAUCUUUUGAUAGCUUGUCAAAAUCACAAGGGUGGGCUAAUUGAUAAGCCAAAACGGAGUCCGGAUUAUUAUCAUACUUGUUAUUGUUUAAGUGGUCUAUCGACCUCACAACAUCAUGUAAUUUAUGAUUUUGAAAAAGCUACAUCUUUAAAUAUAGAACAUGGUGAACUUAAUGCCGGAGAUAGAUCUUUGCUGUGGUUCGAAGAUGAAACAAAAAUUUUAGUUUUGGGUGACCCUAGUAACAUUGUGAAUGCUACGCAUCCUAUCCAUAAUGUAGCUAUGCCAAAAGUUAAAAAAAUGGUUGAAUAUUUUCGCGAAAAGCCUUUUAGUUCUUAA
Messenger RNA from Dentiscutata erythropus, 1227 nucleotides. The record is from the annotation of a GenBank genome assembly. Lineage: Eukaryota; Fungi; Glomeromycota; Glomeromycetes; Diversisporales; Gigasporaceae.